CUAAUUGCUCUUCAUCGCACUCUAUUACAUGAGCAUCACGACUUUUUCUUAGCCUCCCAGCACCCCUAUGCGUCUCCUGCAUUACGCCGUCUUGCAUCUACUUAUAAUAUGCCGGUGCGGAUGUGGCAGCAUGGCAUCUACUCAUUUCUUGAGAUUCUCAGACGUCGACUCCCGGAGUCAUUGGAUUAUAUGUUGACUUUUAUCUAUUUGGCCUAUCAGAUGAUGUCCUUGCUCUAUGAGACUGUUCCGACCUUCAAGGAGAUUUGGAUUGAGUUUUUAGGAGACCUUGCUCGCUACCGCAUGGCGAUUGAAGAUGAGGAUAUCCACCAUAAGAUCUGGAAUAGAGUUGCAGCACUUUGGUAUUGCCAGGCUGCAGAUCUGAACCCUUGUAGUGGUCGUCUAUACCAUCAUCUGGCCAUACUUGCGCGCAAGUAUCCUCUGCAGCAGAUCCACUACUUCUCCCGCUCUCUUACCUCUGUUACUCGCUUCGCGGCCGCUCGGAAGUCGACUAUGACGAUGUUUACCGGAUCCGUCUCCGAAUGCUCUACAGCCGUCUACGCUACAUUCAUUACAGCUCAUAAGAUUCUCUUUGAGAAGGGCGUUGCGGCUACGUCUAGAGAGUGUAGUAGGACAUUUAUCAAAGAGUUAGAUGAUCAAAUUGGGCGAGCUGCAGCACAGUGGAAAGACCAAGGCGUUUUUGUCGCGUUUACCAACAUCGCCAGUGUUUUCGACUAUGGCUCGGACUCGCCCUUGCGCCUCAUCUGUAAGUCACAUUCGAUUCUCAGAGCGGUCGGUUCAGAUGACAUCUCGUCUCAGCUAUUUGAAUUGUCUCAAGACGACUACUUCUUAUCUGCCCGCUAUCUCGCAUUUUCCACGUUGAGUGUUGCCCUUCAACGGGUUGGAGAUACCAACGUGCUUCCACAUAUUCAUAUUAUGCUUGUUUUCUUUGCUGCCCUUUCUACUAUUCCAUCUGCUUCUGUAAUCGCUACGGAAGCACCGUGGGAAAAGCUUGUUUCAUUCCUUAAUACACUAUCACAUUCCAUUAGGGCCAAGGGUGAUCUCUUUUCUGACGAGCCCAGCCCUCUACCUGAGGACUAUUAUUUGCGCGGACAAAUUUGGAGCCAAUGGUAUUUCCCGGAAGGCUGGUUUCGCGAAUGCGACAAGGAAGAGCGAUCUUUUGCUCUUGAACUUUCUUCAACGACUGAAGAGCGGAAGAAACGAGUCUUGCGUCUAAGUCACCGGAUUGCCUCUAUGACAUCCAAUUGCUGGAUAAGUUAUGGUGAAUCAUCGUGCCUAUGGUCCGUCGGAUCUUGA
Mytilinidion resinicola is the source of this 1314-nucleotide messenger RNA. RefSeq lists its product as uncharacterized. Gene Ontology annotation, cellular component: telomerase holoenzyme complex. The transcript is spliced from 2 exons. The record is from RefSeq and is a predicted model, not a curated record. The annotation marks the transcript as partial. Gene Ontology annotation, molecular function: protein binding; telomeric repeat DNA binding; telomerase RNA binding. Gene Ontology annotation, biological process: nuclear-transcribed mRNA catabolic process, nonsense-mediated decay. Lineage: Eukaryota; Fungi; Ascomycota; Dothideomycetes; Mytilinidiales; Mytilinidiaceae.